AUGUGUGAUGCGUGUGGACGAAAAGACGAAAGACGUGCUGAAAGAGUGGCCAUUGGAACAAGUCCGCCGAUGGAACACCUCGCCAAGAACGUUCACAUUGCUCAUCCGUUCCAGGACUUCGGUGACUAUCAAGAUGGUUACUACUCCGUGCAGACGUUGGAUGGUGAGAAAAUUGGGCAGCUCAUCGCUGGCUAUAUUGACAUUAUCGUGAAGAAGAAGGCUAUGAAGGAUCAUCUGGGAAUUGAAGGAGACGAAGGGUCGACUAUGCUCGAAGACGUUGUUGCACCAGCUAAGGCAACUCUGGUGGCACACGGACAGAUUGGAGCCGGACAAUACGCUCAGGAUGGUCACGUAGCGUUGCGUGGUGUGCUACGUACCCCGCAGCAGCAGCCCCACGGUUACGGUUAUGGUAUCAACGGUGCGCAGUACGGUGCUGUCAG
Cooperia oncophora is the source of this 440-nucleotide messenger RNA. Lineage: Eukaryota; Metazoa; Nematoda; Chromadorea; Rhabditida; Trichostrongylidae. The record is from the annotation of a GenBank genome assembly.